This is a messenger RNA of Rotaria sp. Silwood2, 2928 nucleotides long. The record is from the annotation of a GenBank genome assembly. NCBI's taxonomy places the organism in Eukaryota, Metazoa, Rotifera, Eurotatoria, Philodinida, Philodinidae.
AUGACUGAAUCAACGGACACUACAACAAAUUAUAGACAAAGUGAUCAUAAUAGCGAUGAUGAUCCAAUCGAUUGGUUUAUGGUAUUAAACCAUCAAAAAGAACAUAUUGGUGAUGAUUUUGGACUGUUUGAUGACGAUGACGAUAAUCUAACCUUAUUUGAUUUGAAAUCUAUACCUAAACCUGAUCAUGAUUUAAGUGUAUUCGAUGAAUUAGAACAUCAAUGUGAUGCUGUUUUACUUGCAACAAACUUUCAACAAAAAAAAACAAUAUCCAAAAUUAAUAAUAAUAAUUCUUAUUUAUCCAGUCAAAUGACAACAACAAUGAUGAAUGAUUAUGAACGACGUUUUGAAUGUUCACUUCAAAAAUUAACUAUACCUUCAUGGUAUAUGGAUCCUGUUUCAUCACCUAAAAUAGCAAGUAAACCAAUCAUUAUUUCAACAAAUCAUGUUAGUAAAGAAUCUCAUCGUACUCCGGAAAUAGUUCAUGUACAACGUCCACGUAGUUAUCGUUCAUGUCGUUCAUCAUUAGGAACAUCACCAACACCAUCCGUACAUUCUUGGCAUCCAAAUCAUAUAAUGGAUGGUAUGAACUUUUCUUCCGUAUUACCUUCAUCGCCAUAUACUGCUUUUCGUCGACAUAAUAAAUAUGAAAAGGGUAUUGAACGUGUAAUAAAAUCAAGUCGUUGGUAUCAACCAACACAAUUUGUUACUGAAAAGAAAAAUAAGCAUUUCAGUCCUACAAAAAUAUCAUGCAAUCAACAAGAAAAAUUGAAUUAUAAUCAUUAUGAUAUACCAAAAGUUUGCUAUGCUGAAAAAGAUAAUAAUUCCAAUGAAAUUAAACAAUGUUUCAGUCCUGAUAAAAGCGUAAUUUCUGGAUCAUGUAUUCAAGCACAAUCAAAAUAUUUGAUUAAUGAUAUCGAUUUUGACGAUGAGAAAAAAAGAUCUUUUGGUUGUAUCGAAUUAGAAGAAGUAACCGAUGACGAAGAAAACGAUAAACAAUUGUCAACUAAUAACAUAAAUAACCCAUCAACUGUAGAAAUUAUUAAUAAUAAAGAAAAUGAAAGAAAUACAUUAUUAGAACAUAUUGCUAAUAAUUUAGUCGAUUCUAUAUUAACUGAUGCAUUACUCUCAGAAAAACUUGAACAUGAUAAUGAUGAUGAUGAUGAUGAUGAUGAUACAAAUACGGGUGUUAGAGAAUUAUCUGAUGAUGAAAAUGGUCUUCGUGAGUUGGAUGAAAAUGAUUUGAGUGGUACAGAUGAAUUUAUUGUUUUUGCAACACAAGCAGAAGCAUCUGAUCAUGAUGAUGAUAAUGAUAAUGAUAAUAAUAAUCAAAUAUUAUCAGCUGUACCUCGAGGUAGUCUUAAUCGAUUAUAUACAUUCUCUAGAACAAAUGAUGAUACAACAAUUAAUUCAAAAACACAAUCUUCUAAUCAAGACUCUACAACAUCAGAACUAAUGAUUGUUGACAAGGAUAUAUUAAGAACUAAUUCUCUUUCGAAUAUAGAUUCAAACCAACCAGUUAAUACAAUGAUUAAUUCUGAUGAUUAUAAUAAUAGUUCUAAUACUUCAUCUCCUAUAUAUCGUUCACAUAUACAAAAACGACAUAUUAAUUUAGGUCGAUAUUAUGAUGGAAUGUUACGAGCUACAAAUAGUCAAAUACCAACACAUGAUUUACGUCCUAAUCUUGCUUUGAAUAAUACAGAUAAAACCCUAUCAUCUGAAGGCGUUAAUGAAGAAACUGUACGUCAAGGAAGAAUUUUACUUAAUAGUAUACCAAACGCUAUUGAUAUUAAAAAUGAAUCAACUGAAAAUGUUCAAAAUGCAUCAAUGCCUACUUCAUCAAUAUUGAAAAAUACUCGAUUUGCAUUAACAGAUGAAAUCGAUGAAAAAAAAUCUAAUGAUCAUAUAUUAAAAGUAGAAGAAAAAAAUGAAAUUUCUUCAAAAAAAAUUAUUACAACAACAAUAACAGAAGAAUAUCGUCGAAUACAAAGACAAAUUAUUGAAGAAUUUACUAACGAGUUCAAGGAUAAAAUAUGUCAAGAUUUUGAUUAUUCAAAACAACAAGAACAAUAUCAUAUUCAACAAUCAUUAAUACCAUCUGCUUCAAUAAAUGAUCAAUCACCAUAUCAAUUAUUAUCAGAAUGUUAUUCAGGUUAUUCUUUUAUUCGAAGUGAUUUUUUAACGCCAGUAACAACUCCAUUACGAUUAAAUGUUUCAUCAUUACAAUCGACAACUGAUGAAGCUUAUGAAUCUGAACCAACAACAAUAUCACCACGUUCACCAACAAUAAGUUCAUCACCAACUACAACAAUAGCCCAUGUCCAUCCGAAUCUUAUACAUGAAUUUGAAUAUCCAUCACCACCACCACCUGUACCUGAUCGACGUCUUAAACCAGCUCAUUUACGUCAACCACCUCCUGUAAAACCUCGCUCUCGUCAACAACAACAAAAGGAAUCAAAUGAUUAUAGUAAAAUAGAUAAAACACAAAUUUCACCAUUAACAACUAUUCAACAUAUAAUGGUAUCAACACCAAAUGAUUCAACAUCAUCUUCAAUACGAACAUUAAGUAGUAGACAUUAUUGUGGUUCAUUACCUUUAUCUAGUGAACCUGUAACAUCGUCGGAAUCUCCAACAAAAUUAAAAACAAAUGAAAUUUCAAGACAAGAUAGUAAAAUAGACAAUGCUUUAAAUUCAUCAACGAAUAAUGAUAAUGAUCAAAAAACUAUAUUAAGAAAAUCAACUUCAUCAUCCUUAAAUAGAAACAAACCAAAAAAACCAUCAUCGACAUAUUUUGAUGAAGCAACAAAUGGUUUAGCUAUUCGAUUACCAGCACCCAUGUCAAAAGGACAAGAUUCAACAAAUAAACAAAAUCUCAAUAGGUUAGUUCUUCCUAUAGGCGCAAAAAACACUAAAGAAAUUGAUAAAUAA